Amyelois transitella is the source of this 1994-nucleotide messenger RNA. It is a transcript of the gene Dip-B, whose product is annotated as putative aminopeptidase W07G4.4. Gene Ontology annotation, cellular component: cytoplasm. The transcript has a single exon. The record is from RefSeq and is a predicted model, not a curated record. Bases 55 to 1593 code for a protein of 512 amino acids. Gene Ontology annotation, molecular function: manganese ion binding; metalloaminopeptidase activity. Gene Ontology annotation, biological process: proteolysis. Lineage: Eukaryota; Metazoa; Arthropoda; Insecta; Lepidoptera; Pyralidae.
UUACGAAAGAUAACGGGCGGCGCUCAUUGCGGACUCAAAUCAAAAGGGAGCAACAUGUCUGUUCACGAGGUGUUUUACAAAUUGUACGAUAAUAUAUUCAUAGAAACAAAUUUACAAAACACCGAUUACGAUGCUGUAGUGUUCAUUCUAUACCCGGACGAGUUAGGUGUUAAUUUGCCGAGACAUAUUGGAAGUUUUGUAGAUAAAGCUGCGAAGAUAGAUAAACAUAUUAAUAAUAGUGUGACAGUGUGGAAUUGCGAUUAUGUAUCCGGAGGGAGGCUUAUAAUAUCUCCGAUUGGUAAAGUGACUCCUUAUCACGAUGUUUCUGUUGUCAAAAAAGCCGCCCAGAAAGGAGUGGUGAGGGCGCUCGAUGCUGGAGCUAAAAGUCCUUUGAUUGUAGUUCAAAGUGUCGUCCAUUUUCCUGAUGCACAGUUGGUGUGUGUAAUGGGAGCGCUGGAAGCUCUGUACUCGCCGUUGCAAAUGAGAGAAAGAGUUGCUCCGAACAAUUUCACGAAAAUUGGUUUCCAUGCCGAAGAACAAUUAAGUGAAGGUUUUGAGAGAAUUGUGAGGAACGCUAUAGCCAUGGAAAGAGCUAGAAUCAUAGCUAGGGACAUCGGUGGCUCUGAUCCAGAAAGAAUGGCUCCCGCUAACAUUGUUGAGUACAUCAAGAACUCUUUUGCUGGUGAAAGUAAUAUUACAAUUAAUGUUAUUGACGAUGAAAAAUUGAUUGCAAAGGAAUACCCUCUUUUGGCUGCUGUUAAUAGAGCCGCCAGUCGCGUAGACAGACACAAGGCGAGAGUUGUUGAAAUCGAAUAUAAGCCGUCUGAUCUUUCUAGGGUAACUGAAACUUUGAUAUUAGUCGGCAAAGGUGUGACAUAUGACACAGGCGGUGCUGACAUCAAGAUUUCCGGCAGAAUGGCUGGCAUGGCAAGGGACAAAUGUGGAGCGGCAGUAGUAGCAGGAUUCCUGAAGGCUUGUUCUAUCUUAAAGCCGCCGCAUUUGAAAGUGACUGGAGUUUUAUGCCUCUGCAGGAACUCCGUAGGGUCUGAUUCUUACGUUGCUGAUGAAUUAUUGGUUUCGAGGAGUGGGAAAACUGUGAGAGUAACUAACACCGAUGCUGAAGGUCGUCUGGCAAUGGCAGAUGCGUUGUUUAAAAUGGCAGAUAGUGCUAGCAAGGAGCUCAAUCCUCAUAUUUAUACGAUCGCCACGUUGACGGGUCACGCUCGUGCCUGUUACGGAAAUAACGUUGCUGCAAUGGACAACCACAGUGCAAGAGCUACAAAUCAUUCUGGCAAGUUACAAUUUAGCGGCUCCAGAGUUGCUGAAGGUAUAGAAGUGUCCAUCGUGCGCCAAGAAGAUUUAGCUGUGAAUGUAGGAAAGUGUAAGGGUGAUGAUUUGGUGCAGUACGAUACUGAUGCGAAAGCGAGGAAUCAUCAGCUCGCUGCUGGGUUUUUGAUUAAAAUUGGGGGGUUGGAUGAUAAGAAUUUGAAGUAUACGCACUUGGAUAUAGCCGGCGCUGCUGGGGAGGCGCCCCACGAGCCCAGCGCGGUGCCAGUGGUCUCUUUGUGCCAUUUGCAUAAAGUUUUCAUGUAAUUUUUAAUGAUAAAUUGCAAUUCAAAGUUCAAAUUCAAAAUUUUUAUUCUUAUUAUAGGAUACUUCGUAUCGCUUGAUAAUUGUUAAACCUUUUGGUUUCACAACAGUUGUUGACGUCAAAUAAAUCAGGUAUUUAAAACUAAGUUUACUGCCGCUUCCAAGGCGUCAGUGCAGAAGAAGCGGUAAUAAUGUAUUUUCUUGAUUAAUUAUAUUUUUCAACAUCAUUGUACCUACUAGAUGAUAACUUACCAGACGAUUUUUUUUAUUCAUUUGCGCAUACCGGUCCAAUCUAAUUUAUCUAUAAGAUAUAAAUGUAUUCUUACUGUUAUCUUUCAGAUUGCAUCACAUAUUUUGUUUAUAAAAAUUUGUUUUUAAAUUAAUUAAAUAAAUUCAUAAGAUAA